AUGUCAACUAACAAAUCCAAGACUGCAUCUCCUACCAGAAGAUCUCAAACUAUCAACAAUAAUGGUACGAAUAAGACAAAUAUAUAAUUAUCCAUAGAUAACUCAAGACAAGACUUUGUUCUUAUGGACAAGGAUCUCCUUAGAGGACUCUCAGAAAAGGAGGUUGAGAUUGAGCACUUAAAGACCACUGUGAUUGCUCUCAAUCAGAAAGUUGAGGUAUGUGAUAUCUUUCUCCAAAUAAAAUCUAAUAACGCUUAAUAGAUCAUUAGAGACCUUGAACUAGAUGCUCAAAAUGCCAACACUAUUACCUAGAACUCUGAGAUAAAGAGAGUUGAACUCCAGACCCAUAUUAGAGAGACUGCUGUGCAAAUCUAGAUUGAAGCCACCAAGAACAAGGAGUUCUAAGAUAAACUCAUUGAGGAAAACAAGAGACUCAGAGAGGAUCUCCACAGAGCCAAUGGCCUCCUUAACGAAAGAGAAGUCGAGAUUCACACUCUGAGAGAGACCAACCUCCAAUGCUUGGCCAAGAUUAGAGAAUAGGAGUAGAUCAUUAGAGUUAAUAUCGACAUUGCUGAUUAACUAGCUCAUGCUAACCAACUUAAUGAGGCCCUAUACAACCAAAAGCUAAAGUUACAAAAGGAACUUGAGACUGCCUCCGAUUACAUUCUAGCUCUUGAGGAUAAGGUUUACAAGGCCAACAAAACAUCUUUAGAGUUAUUGAGAUAAUUGAAAGAUGCUGAGAUUGAAAUUGAAACACUCAAGAACUACAUCAUUGAAUUGAAGCAAAGAAUCGCAGUGUAUAUCCCAGUUAAGGAUGAUGUCAUUGACAAGAAACUUGCUGAGUUCAUCAACAACUACCCUGACAGACAGAAACUCAAGAUUAUGUUCCUCAGAGAGAGCGAGGGUGUCUAUCAAUUCGGUUCCAAGAGAGUUGCCGUCAGAGUCGACAAAGAUAAGAUCAACAUCCGUGUUGGUGGUGGCUAUUUGUCCAUUGAUGAAUUCCUAGAUCAGUACACCCCAGCUGAGCUAGACAAGAUGGAGAGAAAAGACCCACUCAAGAAGUUUAGUGAGAAGAUCGCUAUGCAAAAGACCCUUGUUGGUAAAGAAGUUAGAGAGAGCUCCCCAAUCAGAUCACCAACUAGACAAUGA
Messenger RNA from Stylonychia lemnae, 1149 nucleotides. The record is from the annotation of a GenBank genome assembly. NCBI's taxonomy places the organism in Eukaryota, Ciliophora, Spirotrichea, Sporadotrichida, Oxytrichidae.